Messenger RNA from Chaetomium globosum CBS 148.51, 372 nucleotides. RefSeq lists its product as uncharacterized. Gene Ontology annotation, biological process: tubulin complex assembly; post-chaperonin tubulin folding pathway. Bases 1 to 372 code for a protein of 123 amino acids. The record is from RefSeq and is a predicted model, not a curated record. Gene Ontology annotation, molecular function: beta-tubulin binding. Gene Ontology annotation, cellular component: microtubule cytoskeleton; cytosol. The transcript has 2 exons. NCBI's taxonomy places the organism in Eukaryota, Fungi, Ascomycota, Sordariomycetes, Sordariales, Chaetomiaceae.
AUGGCUCCCCCAACGCCCCUCGCCAUCGCGACGCAGGCAGUCAACCGCCUCGUCAAGGAAGAAUCCUAUUACCACAAGGAGCAGGCCAGCCAAGAGAAGCGCAUCAAGAAGCUAGAGGAGGAUAUCGAGAGCAACAGCCCCGACCUGGAUACCAACGCCGAGUACAUUCUGAAGCAGGAGAAAACCGCCCUGGAGGAGACCAAGGCAGUAUUCGAGCCGUUGAGGCAGCGCAUCUCGGACGCGGUGGACAAGCUCGAGGAGCAGAUUGCCAUUUCGGAGAGUGAUGGUACCGGUCCUGAGGAGGAGCUAAAGAAAGCAAAGGAGGCGCUGGAGACGGGUCAAAAGGCUGUCGAGAAGGCAGAGCAGUCUUAA